ACGAAAUCUCGCGUUAUUGAUUAGUUUACGCACGUUUUCUUCCUGUAACAUGGGAGAGGAACAGAGAUGACAGAACAAUAUUUUGGAAAGAUAAGUAUCGCGUAUGGGUAUAAAAACACCCUUUAGUGUUACAGAUGUGGAGAAGAUUAUUAAAUCAUCGUGGGAUUAGCAGAACAGUUACUUGGAGAAAUUUGUUCACCAUGCGGCUAAAGACGGAGCAGUUCCAAUCUCUGUUUACCGAUGGGUUGAAUGGACUCGCAGAGUUGUUUGAGAAAAACCAGCACGAGCUGCGGAUAGCCGGGGGUGCCGUGCGGGACCUGCUCUCUGGGAAGCGUCCUGAAGACGUGGACUUCGCCACCACAGCCACCCCAGAGCAGAUGAAGAGCAUGUUCCAGACGGCCGGGAUCAGGAUGAUCAACAACAAAGGAGAGAAGCACGGGACCAUAACGGCGCGGCUCCACAAUGAGAACUUCGAGGUCACCACGCUGCGAGUGGACGUUCAGACUGAUGGACGGCACGCAGAGGUGGAGUUCACCACCGACUGGCAGAAAGACGCCGAGCGGCGAGACCUCACCAUCAACUCCAUGUUUUUAGGGCUGGACGGCACCCUCUACGACUACUUCAAAGGCUACGAGGACCUGCAGAACCGCCAGGUGCGCUUCGUGGGCAGCGCGGAUCAGAGGAUCCGGGAGGACUACCUGAGGAUUCUGCGCUACUUCAGGUUCUACGGCAGGGUGGCCCCCGGGCCCGACCAGCACGAGCCCGAGACGCUGGCCGCCAUCCGCGCCAACGGCCGAGGGCUGGCCGCCAUCUCCGGGGAGAGGAUCUGGGUGGAGCUCAAGAAGAUGGUGCUGGACAACCACGCCGGCCACCUGCUGGAGCUGAUCUACCAACUGGACCUGGCGCAGUAUAUAGGUCUGCCCCCGGACGGGAACGUAGAGGAGAUGAAGCGGGUGUGGCACCACGCCAAAGACCACUCCCCCAAGCCCAUGACCAUCCUGGCCGCCCUCUUCCGCUGCUCAGAGGAAGUGGAGAAGAUGGACGUCCGGCUGAAGGUGUCCCGAGAGGAGAAGAGCCUGGCCCUGUUCCUGGUCAAACACCGGCGGGAGCUGUGCCGGAGCGAGGAGGAGCCGGAGAGCAUCCGACCAUUCACAGACUUCAUCAUCGACAGCCGGGAGCUGGACUCUCAGAGUAAACUCUGUGAGCUGCUGAAGUACCAGGGGGAGAGGAAACUGCUGUCGGAGCUCCUCCAGUGGUCCAUGCCUCGCUUCCCCAUCAGCGGCCACGACUUAAGGAAGGUGGGCGUCACCUCGGGGAAGGAGAUCGGAGCCACGCUUCAGAAGCUCCGCGACGUCUGGAAGAAGAGCCGCUACCAAAUGGACAAAGACGAACUCCUCAGUCACGUGAAGCCUUAAGCUGAGCUCAGCCAGAAGCUCCCACCUGUAGCUGCAUUUUAAGUUGGGCGAAUUUAGAGAAAGUAGACUGAAAUGAGACGGAGUGGUCCAUACGUGUUAGACUAUAACAGACACAUAAUGGAAGGACAAAACAAAAAAAAGACACUACAAAUGUGGGUCACUUUUUUCCUUUGCUUGUGUCAGUAUGAUGUUUCCAGCAUUUAAAAAAAACAACAGAUUUCAACAUUUUGUGGAUGUUGGCGUUUAAUGCCGUUAAGAUGUGGGACAACAAUCUGUCCUUUUGUUUUGUCAUCAGAGAGAAGAUGGAAAAAAAUUUGACCGAGUUAUUUUCUGUUGGUGGGAAAAGCAAAAGCUUCCCUUUUUUUUGUCAGAUAAAUUGUUUACGUGUCUAAUUAUUGCCAGAAAGCACGUUUAAGUGUUGUGAAAUAUAACUUUAUUUCAAGGA
Molecule: messenger RNA, 1860 nt
Organism: Menidia menidia (Atlantic silverside)
Lineage: Eukaryota; Metazoa; Chordata; Actinopteri; Atheriniformes; Atherinopsidae
Source: the annotation of a GenBank genome assembly